AUCUUGUUUCAGUUUGACAAGUCAAACUAACAACAGUAGCAAAUAUACCAAUCACAAGUACUAUAUCCAAAUCCAACAAUUAUUGUUUUACGACAUUCUCAUUUACUCCAGAAAUUUCAAGAAUCUGCUUUCUGUUUCUGUGGCCACCCAAUAUAAAUACAAAACAAUUUGAUCAAACAAACCAUAAUACAUAAUCUUAAAACAUAUUAUCUCAAUAUAAUCUUAGAAUGUCUCUUUUACAGUCUCUGCUCUCCCUGCAACGCAGCGUUUUGGACCCUUUGAAUGCCCAGAUGAACUGGAAGGAAACUUCUGAUGCCCACGUGUUCGAAAUCGAUCUUCCGGGGCUGAAAAGAGAGGACGUGAAGCUUGAGAUUCAUGAAGAUCAUAAAGUUGUGUAUGUGAGCGGGGAGAGGAAGGAAGAGGAUGGAGAAGUAAAAGGUGAGAGGUGGCAUUGUAGGGAGAGGACAAGUGGCACCUUCUGUAGACAGUUUCGGUUGCCUGAGAAUGCAAAAGUGGGAGAAAUCAAAGCUUCGAUGAGUGAUGGAGUUUUAGUGAUUAGGGUACCAAAGGAAGAGGAGUUGAAGAAGAAAACGAUGAAAAAGAAGGCAGUACAGAUUGAUGCUCCCAAAGGGUUAGGCCGAUUUGUUUGUUGCAAGGCUUAGAGGUUAAUUAUUUGAUUUGUGUUAUAUGAAUAUAAAUAUGAACAUGGAUACAUAGGCAUAUUUGGUAAAAUGUUUUUCUUUUUUGAUAAAUUUCAGUCACACAUAGCUGUGAGUGGUAUUGGUAAAAUAUUGUAAAUACAGGGUCGUGUUGAAGUUUGAAAGUCUGGGGCUUGUUUGUUCCAAAUAUGUAAGGUUUUUCUUCUUCUUUA
Messenger RNA from Cannabis sativa, 871 nucleotides. Its product is annotated as 17.6 kDa class I heat shock protein-like. The transcript has a single exon. The record is from RefSeq and is a predicted model, not a curated record. Gene Ontology annotation, biological process: response to hydrogen peroxide; protein complex oligomerization; protein folding. NCBI's taxonomy places the organism in Eukaryota, Viridiplantae, Streptophyta, Magnoliopsida, Rosales, Cannabaceae. Bases 228 to 662 code for a protein of 144 amino acids.